Molecule: messenger RNA, 3728 nt
Organism: Syngnathus typhle (broad-nosed pipefish)
Lineage: Eukaryota; Metazoa; Chordata; Actinopteri; Syngnathiformes; Syngnathidae
Gene: usp49
Product: ubiquitin specific peptidase 49
Exons: 7
Coding region: 330-2348 (672 amino acids)
Biological process (GO): protein deubiquitination
Cellular component (GO): cytoplasm
Molecular function (GO): zinc ion binding; cysteine-type deubiquitinase activity
Source: RefSeq, a predicted model, not a curated record
GGGAGGCCGGCUGCCGCUCAGCCUCGGUCCAAUGAGAGCGACGGGGUCCGGGCUCGCAUCGAGAGUUGGGUUGUUCAAUCUGAGUGAGGACAACAAGCAGAUUUUUUUUUCUUCCUCUUCGGUGUGCCGGAUGGAUGCGUUCUGGCGAUGAAUGUUCCAGUGGGUGCUGCUGACGACGGUGGAUAUGGAUGAAACAGAAAGUUGCUGUUCUCUUUGAACUUAGUUUUCCCUGAAAUCUGACCAAGCCAAUUAUUUGUACAAAUGACUUGCUGCUCAGCCAGAGGACGUGCGUCCUACCACUGAGGGCCCCCCCAUGUGUAUGCGCAGAGAUGGAGCGCUGUAAGCACGUGGUGCGCCUUCGCCUGGGCCAUGACCACUCCAUCCUCAAUCCACAGAAAUGGCACUGCGUGGACUGCAGCACCACAGAUUCGGUGUGGGCCUGCCUCAAGUGCUCCCAUGUGGCCUGCGGGCGCUUCAUGGAGGAGCACUCGCUCAAACACUUUCAGGAGUCCCACCACCCGCUGGCCAUGGAGGUGCGGGAGCUGGACGUCUUCUGCUUUGCUUGCGGAGACUAUGUACUCAAUGACAACGCGGAGGGAGACCUCAAGCUCCUCCGAGGGGCCCUCUCCACCGUCCGCAGCCCGGGUACGCGCUCGCUGCGUUCCUCAGCCUGGCGGGCGUACGCCCACCGGGGCGGGGAGUGCGGGCCGCAGCCUCCCAUGCAGCUGGCCUUGCGUCAUAGGAGGAAAACCCUCCUUGCCAAGAUGCUUCAGAGGUGGACGAGCAGACAUCAAGAGCUGCAGGCGGAGCGCCGAGAGAAGCUGGAGGAGGCGAGAAGACAAAAGAAAGAGGUGAAAAGGAGAUUGUUAGAAGAGCUGGUCAACGUCCCUCCCAGAAAGAGCGCUCGGCUUCUCACUCAGGCGCCACGUCCGACCAUCGCACUCAUUCCUUGCAAGUUUCGAGACCCUCCGGAACGCCUACCUCCUCCUCCCAAGAAGCCUUCCCUCCUCACCUUGUCGCGAAAGCCGCCUCCAAACGGCAGGGCCGCGAAAUUGAGGCGCUACUACUCGGCCCACUCGGCUACCCGCCGACGGCUCGCCCCGGGAGUCACCGGUCUGCGCAACCUGGGGAACACAUGCUACAUGAACUCCAUCUUGCAAGUGCUGAGUCACCUGCAGAAAUUCAGGGAGUGUUUUCUCACUUUGGACCUGUGUGAGACGGAGGAGCUGCUGGCCAAGACCAACCACUCACAAGGGGUGAAGGCGGUAGCUGGAAGCGUGGUUGGCAGCGGAAACAUGCCGCUGACCUCACACCCGCUGGGACGCGUUGGAAAUCUGGCAGUGGGCAAAAAGGAAAGCACCCCGCCCGCCCCGCAGACUGCUGAGUUGGUCCAGCCCAAGGAGACGCGUUGCUCCACCCGCCAGCGGAUGUCUCUGUGCCACGAGUUGCAUACGCUUUUUAGAGUCAUGUGGUCGGGCCGCUGGUCUUUGGUGUCUCCUUUCGCCAUGCUGCACUCGGUGUGGAACCUCAUCCCAGCUUUCCGCGGCUACGACCAGCAGGACGCCCAGGAGUUCCUGUGCGAGCUGCUGGACAAGGUGCAGCAGGAGCUGGACACGGAGGCCUCCAAGCGGCGCAUCGUCAUCCCCAUCACCAAGAGGAAGCUCUCCAAACAAGUGCUGAAGGUGCUGAACACCAUCUUUCACGGGCAGCUACUCAGCCAGGUGACGUGCCUGUCCUGCAAGCACAAGUCAAACACAGUGGAGCCAUUCUGGGAUUUGUCUUUGGAGUUUCCCGAGCGCUAUCACAGCGUCAACAAAAGCUCGGGCUCCACAGCCUACCAGCGCAGUUGCACUCUCACCGAAAUGCUGUCCAAAUUCACCGAGAUGGAAGCGCUCGAAGGGAGCAUUUAUGCCUGCAACCACUGCAACAAGAGAAGAAGGAAAACAUCCCACAAGCCUUUAGUUCUUUCAGAAGCCCAUAAGCAGCUUCUGAUCUACCGUUUACCUCAGGUUCUACGGCUGCACCUCAAGCGCUUCCGGUGGUCGGGGAGGAACCAUCGAGAGAAAAUCGGCGUCCACGUGGCCUUCGACCAGGUUCUGAACAUCAAACCCUACUGCUGCACGGGCUCAGGUCACUCUGUCCACAGAGGAGGCUACACUUAUGACCUGUCGGCCGUGGUCAUGCACCACGGCAAAGGCUUUGGCUCAGGGCACUACACCGCAUACUGCUACAACACCGAAGGAGGUUUCUGGGUCCACUGCAAUGACUCUGAGAUGAAGGUUUGCAGUGUGGAGGAAGUGUGCAACACUCAGGCCUACAUUCUCUUCUACACACAGAGGUCUGCUUAGGGACUUCUCGCUGUGAGCCUGAGCUGCAUUUAUGAAAUCGUUUCACACUCUUGGAAGUAGCAAUAGGAGCAAAUACAUUUUUCUUUCUGCGUUUUGAUUUAGAUCACCAAUAAAGGGCUACAUGGCGAAUUAAAAUACAAGAAUCAAUCUAAUGGUCCAUUCUAGUAGUCCUUCAUAAUAACAUUAAAUUUGUGUUCUGCUUUUGUGACACAGAGACAUGAAUCAAUCAUUUUGGUAAUUUUAGCGGUCAGAACAAUAGUUAGUACUUGGCGCAAGUAGUAAUUAGCCACUUGUGUUUUAAAUCUCAUUUUCACGCGCCCGCAAAGAAACGUUUUCAUAAAUGAAGCUACAGGUCGGUCCGCCGAUGGGACCAGCAGACUGUGCGCGCAGGUUCGAUUACGUCCUGCUGAAUAUCAUGUGGUGUGCUCUCAUUCAAGAAUUUCAAUGAUAAAAAAAAUAGCUCAUUUGUUUUGAGUGUGGAAACCAAGCUGGCACACGUUCCUGAAACUACGUUUUAAAAUGAUUACAGGACAACAUAGAUUCUGCAUUUUGGGACUUUGUUUUAUCCCUAGAGCUGUUUUAUUUUGUAGCUUUACGUACGAUGAGAGGGGGUUCAACUCUUCCCGAAAUGGCCCGGUUUACUUGAAAGAAGUUUCCAAUAAGUCCAGAUUGUUUUGCUUCUGGUUCAGCUUUUUCUUUUAGAUUUUUUUGUUUUGUUUAUUGUAAAAUGUCACUUUUCCAACGUACAUCUUAUUGUCUCCAGAUUUGUAUGUUCUCUCGGCGAGUUCGCUUGAGUUCAUUCUUUGUUCGGCUGCCACGAAAGGACACUUGACUGAGAAGUGAAGGAGACAUUUUUUGGGGGCGGUGGGGGGUGUUUCUCUUCUAGCUGUGAUUGUUUUUGGGUUUUUUUUGCUCGUGUAUUGUUACUACAUGGCAGCACCCAACCCUCUUUGAGUUUUUGUGUAGACGAGGCCGGCGAUGGGGGGGAGGGAAAAAAGCCACUGCAGAAGUGAUGAAUGUUUGCUUUUAUUCUUUUUAAGAGACAUUUGGUACCUUACUUUUUAGCACCUGAAAGCAAUAUAUUGUAAAUCUUAAACCUCGACAGGAAUUUAAGAUCAAAUCAGGAAUUUUUUUUUCUACUCUGCUGUUUCUAUCAAAGUCUUUAGAAUUUGCUAGCUAAUCGAAAAGAAACUUGUGUUUGAUACGAGUCAAAUCCACACAACAACCAUUUGUCAACCCUAAGUCAAAAACAAUCUUAAUGACGAUGAAUGUCCUACUGCUUAGAGGUCAGGUGAGUUCUGUUGUGUGCUGUAAGAAUACAUGUCAUCAAUGUAAUGGUCAUAUGAGUUUGCCUGACAGUUAUUAAAAACAUUAAGCAAU